This is a messenger RNA of Drosophila kikkawai, 2488 nucleotides long. RefSeq names its product ankyrin repeat domain-containing protein 29. Gene Ontology annotation, biological process: positive regulation of transcription by RNA polymerase II. Gene Ontology annotation, molecular function: transcription cis-regulatory region binding; protein binding. Gene Ontology annotation, cellular component: nucleus. NCBI's taxonomy places the organism in Eukaryota, Metazoa, Arthropoda, Insecta, Diptera, Drosophilidae. The record is from RefSeq and is a predicted model, not a curated record.
GAGCCCAGUUGUAGGCUACGAUUUCGCGUCGCGAAAAUUAUAUUGCAUAUUAUUCAUUGGUGCAUCAAGUAAAUGGCUGAUAUUCUCCAUAAAUAAAGUGCACCGAUUUCGUCUUUACUCAACUUUACUGUAGUCGGAACUGCUUGACUUUUGGGAACUGGUCGCUUGGACUUAAACAUUGAGGUUUGGAAUCAAGUGCAGAUGGCAAUGAUGCUGCUGCUUCCACAGUUGCCCGUUGUAGUUGGUGCGGCUGCUGCUGGUUUUCCCGGGAUCUGAUUUGGUGCCACUUGCUAGCUGGUGCUGCCUGUUGCACUAUUACUGUUAGCCCGAAGUUGUGUUGCAGUUGGAGGAGCAGCGUUACAGUUUGGAAAAUCGGUCAAUGGAAACGGGCUUGUAAGCAGGUGCAAUCGCUUGGAGAGCCGCUACAAACCCAGACCCAGAGGCCAGCACAGAGCGGUGCAUGAGCAUGUCGCUAAAGAAAGAGACGCCGUCGGAUGUGCAGCUGCACAUGGCUGCCAUGAGGGGCGAUGAAGUGGCUCUGCUGAGAGUUCUGGACAGCGGAAAAGUUCAUGUGGAUUGCAAGGAUGAGGAUGGAACGACUCCGCUUAUUUUGGCUGCUGCCGGAGGUCACACCUACUGCGUGAUGGAGCUGCUCGAUCAGGGCGCUGAUCCCAAUUCUCGGCGCUUGACCGGCACCACGCCGCUCUUCUUUGCCGCCCAAGGUGGUCACCUGGACGUAGUGAAGAUCCUAAUGAAGGCCGGCGCCAGUGUGGACACACCUUCCGCCGAUGGGGGCACACCACUCUUUGUGGCUGCCCAAGGCGGGCAUGUGAAAAUAGUUCGAGAGCUUCUGGACUGCGGAGCAAAUGUGAAUGCCCACAUGAAGGAUCGUGCCACGCCCGUUUUCAUAUCCGCCCAGAAUGGGCACCGUACAGUUCUGUCGCUGCUGAUUCAGGCGGGUGCAGAGAUCGAUAUCAAGCGCAUCGACGGCGCCACACCCCUUUGGAUAGCCGCCCAGAUGGGCCAGGAUCACAUAUGUAAGGUGCUGCUGCAGAAUGGAGCAAACGUGGAUACGGUGCGCUGCGACGGUGCCACUCCGCUCUUUAAGGCCGCCCACAAGGGCCACGCGGCGGUCAUCACGGUUCUGCUCAAAUACCGCCCCAAUCUCGGCCUGCUGCCCAAUGGGGAGACGGCACUCCACGCGGCGGCCAUGUUCGGUCACAUGACCGUCUGCAAGCAGCUGGUCGGCGCCGGCAGCGAUGUGUUGAUGAAGAACCAGGAGGGUCUGACGGCCCUGCAGCUGGCGCACCAACAGAAGUACACCUCCAUCUGUGAUUACCUCCAGGAGCGGGUUCGGACGAUGGUGGCGCGCAGCGCAAAGGCGAUGGUCACGUCCGGAGUUGGUUCUACAAUCCCGACAAUGUCGGCGUAAGGGGAUGUCCGCGAAUCAGAGACCAUGCCUCCCAAGUACCUUUAUGCACAAUACGUUGGCCUUUUUGCUUAUGUUGAAAGAGAAAGAUAAGUGUAGAGAGAGUGUUUAUGGCAGAGGUGCUUGCACAGUGUCCGCGAGGGUCCCGCGGUCUGCGGGACUAUGGGAAAACGAGGGAUAUGGAUUGGCGAUGAAAUGGUAUGACUUCUCUCUACCCACUGGGAGCUUCAGUCGCGUUACUGUUAGUCAGAGUUAACCAUAACCCUAACUGGCAUAACAUUCAUUUUGAUUCUCAACUUUCUAGAGAGAUUUAUCAGUUAAACGGUUAACUGUUAGCUCGGUUAACUGGUUAAGUUUUCUAUCCUUACUGUUUAGUUUACUGGAGUUAACAUUGACAGGAAAAGGAGAAAAAUCAAAGUCCAGAUUAAUGCUAAAUUAAAUUUGAUUGAUUCUACAAAAGUCACCAUAGAGAGAAACCAAGUCAAAAGGCAUCCCUAUCCAUAUCCCCACAUUUGCGUGUGCCAUAAACACUUAAUCUAAAAACUAAUUAUCCCAAUAAAAAAUCCACUAGUACGAACACGUCCAAGCUAAACUAAAUGGCAAACCCCAUGGAAAGCAAACUAUAUAUAUAAUACAUAUAUUAGAUAAACCGUAUCAUCCAUAUUAACAACCACUUGGAGCUUGUAUUUUGAAUUUAAACAUUAACCAUAACAAUAAUGUUUAGCUAUUAUAAAGAAUGUUAACAUGGACCCAGAAUGAUAAUGUUACAAUGUCCCCUGUACAUAACCAUUAAUAUACACACACACAUACUAAUAUUUAAUUAUGUAUAUUUAAAACUACUUAUAGUCCUACUUUAUCCCUAAGCAAUUGUUGACAAGUGCUUUACGUUUAAACGCCUUUUUGUCCCUAAAUUAGCUAUUAAUAAUAAUUACACUGAAUGGGUUUUGCUUAAUUUUCUGUAAACUAGAUACGACAAUUAAUUACUUCCUUACUUUAUUACGAUUUAAGUGUAGCCCACAAUUUUGCAAGUUUAAUAAAAUGACACACGAUUACUGCAGA